This is a messenger RNA of Aspergillus niger, 1125 nucleotides long. RefSeq lists its product as hypothetical. The record is from RefSeq and is a predicted model, not a curated record. The transcript is spliced from 10 exons. Lineage: Eukaryota; Fungi; Ascomycota; Eurotiomycetes; Eurotiales; Aspergillaceae. The coding region runs from base 1 to 1125 and encodes 374 amino acids.
AUGAUCAUUAUCAAACUGCAACCAUCCCCGUUCGACAAGGUUGUUGAGUAUCCUCAGAAUCGGGCUAUACCUCAGAGCGCACUAGGACUAUCUCACAAACCCGGUACUGCCGGUGGUCAACCUGAUUUGUGGAGAUUAAGUGCCGUCGCCCUUGCGUGGUUUGAUGAUUGCAUGACGAUGCCCGGAACAAAACACUAUACUUCUCCAGCAGAGCUUGGAUACGAACAAGUUGCGGAAACGGAGGCCUGUGAGAAACUGUCGACGCAGUUCCACAGACCAGUCAGAAAUGGGCAAUCGCAGGUCACUGUAUCAGUGCCCCAAGUGCAUAUCUCUUCGCCACAAAACACGUUAUUUACAGAAAAAUCUGGGUAUAACAUAUUGCCCAAGCAUUUCAGCAACGCGGUUGUGGGAUUACCUAAUGCCAGCUACUGGCUAUCGGUGGUGGUGGAUGAAGAAGAUACUAUGGAUAUGCCGGUUGGCCAUCGUCCGCUCGAAGAUGCGAGCCGUGGUGCAUGGCUCAUGACGAGGAUGAUGCGCCCUACAUCUAACAUACCCCAGGAUGGUCUUUUUCAUUCUAAACUACGGAGGUUGAGAGAUGCGACCAUUAAGAAUCUAACAACGCCAAUGACAGGGCCGGCCCAGAUCAAUCUCGCUCAGCAGUUCUUCUUCGUCUCAGAAAAGGUGUUGACCCUUAUGCGGUGGCCGGAGGAUCGUGAUAAUGGCAGCGCAAUGACUCCAUGCCACUCCUGGAUGUGCCAUGGGGUCGAAAUUUACUACCCAAUUCCUUUUAAGGAGACAGGUGAGCAAGACACGAAUUAUCAUUCUUGGUUAGAGGAGAAGCCAUACUACCCGUCUCCUUCAUGCCUUCGUCGCAAGCAAGAUGAGAUAUCGAACGAGAGAAGACAUCGAAUGAAGACUCUGGAAUCUUCCCUGGGUCUUAUCUGGAGGCUGCUGGAAGGAGCAGAUGAUGUUACUACUGCCGCUGUUCUAUCCCAGUACUGUUGCAGCUCUUGGACAGGUUACAAGCUGAUCGCCUGUCGAUGCUGGAUAAAGAUACAGCUGAUGCGAAGUCUUUCUUCGAGCGAGCUUGAAGAUGGGAUUCAAGACUGCAUUCAACUGCUGUAA